Molecule: messenger RNA, 343 nt
Organism: Rotaria sordida
Lineage: Eukaryota; Metazoa; Rotifera; Eurotatoria; Philodinida; Philodinidae
Source: the annotation of a GenBank genome assembly
AUGGAUUCAUAUUCAGUUAGUGAACAAACACGUCGUAUUUUAUCACCUUAUAAUCGACAUUGUUAUAAAUUAUUUAAUUUAAAUUUAAGAAAUCAUUUUAAAAAACUUAAAAUAACAUUAGAUGAAAUUAGGAAUAAUGUAAAUACGAAUUUGUAUUCAUUAAAAAAUUUAAAAGAAAUAAAAAUUUAUCGAAAAAAAAUUUUUAAAAUAAAUCAAAUUUUAACAAGAUUACGUAAUAAACGAUUAAUAUUUAAUAAUAAAAAUAAUUCAUUUUUUUUAUAUCUUCGUAAUUUUAUUUAUAUUCUUAUGAAAUAUAUAACACAAAUUGAAAUAUGUAAGUCAA